AUUCGCACGAAAUAAUGUACAUAGAUUAAACAAAUUUAUUUUUUAUGAAAUCGUUUACCAUUAAAUAAAGUGAAAGUUAUCUUUAAUACCUUGUAAAAAUGAUCCAUGACAUAUUGCUAUCGUGCCUUAAUUUGCACUCCAAACGUUUGCCAAUACAGGAAUUUGUAGUAUCGGACGCUGUGUCAGCAUUCUUACAUCCAUGUGAAAUAAAAAUUAUGGAUGACAUUAUAAAAAUCGUAAAUCUCUUACGGAAUGUUGCGAAAUUUUCAAAAAUUUACGGAGCGAAUCAAAACAGCACUAACAUUGUGGAAACGGAUAUUGAACCUCUGCAAACUGGAUUGUACUUAAAGGCAUUUGUAAAUGGCAUUGACGAUUCGCUCGACGAUUAUGUAACGGAAAUUUCCGACCUCGAGAGACGUUACAUUCAAAAUCCCACUCAUUCCUUAUUGUUUAUUUAUCAAAAGUUGCAAGAAUAUGAACCUUUGGCAACAUAUCUAACAAAAUUGAUACGAGGAAUUCGAAUGUACAAAUUGCAUGGCUGCACUAUCGUACAAUAUAUACAAAAGAAUAGUCUUCAUGGUGACGCUCGCAUUUACAAAGCGAUGAAAACAAUUCAAGCAUCUGUAAAUGCCAUAUUUCUAAAGCAAUUGACCCAUUGGAUAUUGUAUGCGAAACUUAUUGAUAGUUAUGGUGAGUUUUUUAUACAAUCAUCCGAGACACAUAAUGAAAGUGCAACCGAAAGUGAAAAGGGUACAAGUAUUGGCAGCAGCAAGCAUACUACCACUUCCUUAUCAGAAGCCGCCAGCAAUUAUGCUGAUAUAUGGCGUUACGAAAUAUGUUAUGAUUUAUUGCCUCAAUAUUUAUCAUCCAGUUGGGCUGAAAAAGUUCUCUUUAUAGGUCAAACUGUUCUUAUUUUUAAGGUUAAUUCUCACAAGUCAAACAAGGGAGUUCACACCUGGAACAAGACCGAAAACAAUUUAUUCAAAAGUGAACUCUCUUUAUGGAAUGAAAAGGAGCACAUUUAUUUUACCAAAAUACAGGACUUACAAAAUGAUAUAGAUCUAAACGUAUCUCAUUAUGAGCGAGUUAUAGAUGAAAUUAAAUUAUACGUAACUACUCGAUUAUCUGAAAUAGCAAUCAAUCAAGCUGACCUAGUACAACAAUUAAGAUUGGUUAAAGAUUUUUAUUUAAUUGGCCGCGGAGAAUUAUUUUUGGAGUUUAUUCGUCAAACUUAUAUCAUCAAUAAAAGUAUUGAUGACGAAAAUAGGGUUCGAGAUUUUGUUAAAGCCUUUGAGUGCGCUGCUCAGGGCGUAGGAGUUACAGAAGAUUUGGAACAAUUUUCCCUUUGCAUACCUAAGACGAAUUUGGAUGUCGACGAAUCUACUCAUGAAUUCGGGUUUUUUCAAUUAAUUCAACUUCAAUACAAAAUUAAUUGGCCACUUCAUUUAUUAUUCUCUCCGAAAGUGAUCGAACGGUAUAACGUAUUAUUUCGAUUUCUACUCCUUAUUAAAAAAAUGCAGUAUGAUUUACAUAUGAUAUGGUAUCAGCAUACAAGGGAAUCGAAAGCGAAUGCGCAUAAAGCAAAUCAAAGCCAGAUAAUUCAUUUACGCAAUCAGCUUAUGUUUUUUGUUGAUAAUCUUCAAUAUUAUAUACAAGUUGAUGUAUUAGAGAGUAAGUGUAAAUACAUAUAUCUGGAAACUUUUAUCAAAAUUUUUUAUCACACAGGUCAAUAUAGCAUCCUUAUGAAUACUAUAUUGAAUAAGGCUGAUUUCGAACAAAUCCAGAGAGCUCAUAGUAUUUUCCAAGCCAAUGUCCUAUCUUUGUGUUUCCUAUUGACUGAUGAAAACACAAGCAAAACGAAUAUCCUACACUCGACAACCCUUCACUCUAGUAAUCCUGUUUAUCUUAUAAUUAAUGAAAUUUUUCACAUUUGUGAAGAUUUCUGCAAUUUAAAGGCUAAAGGCGAAGGUGAUGAACAUAUCGACAAGAGCAUUAAUGAGCUGGAUGAGAGAUUUGGAGGAUUAAUUGAGCAGCUUAUAAAUUUGUUAGUCGGUCUUAAGGCAGCGCCCUGUACAACGCCAUUAUCGCAAUUGUUACUACGGCUCGACUUCAAUCAUUGGUUCAGUAUUCGGAGAAAGCGGGAAAGUUCUUAAAUAUUGUUUUUUUUUUUCUACAAAU
Glossina fuscipes is the source of this 2178-nucleotide messenger RNA. RefSeq names its product gamma-tubulin complex component 4 homolog (gene Grip75). The record is from RefSeq and is a predicted model, not a curated record. The coding region runs from base 99 to 2153 and encodes 684 amino acids. Gene Ontology annotation, molecular function: microtubule minus-end binding; gamma-tubulin binding. Gene Ontology annotation, cellular component: gamma-tubulin complex; centrosome; equatorial microtubule organizing center. Lineage: Eukaryota; Metazoa; Arthropoda; Insecta; Diptera; Glossinidae. The transcript is spliced from 9 exons. Gene Ontology annotation, biological process: meiotic cell cycle; spindle assembly; microtubule nucleation.